CUCACUGUCAACACAGAGGGGGCCCUGAUUCACUCUCCCUUCCUAUCUCAGAACACAGUCUGAGGCUCACCUCCAGAAGUUACCGUCAAGCAUGAUGAGACCUAAGGAUCUGCGUCAGGGCUCUGGCACCAAGACCUUCCUGGACGCCAUGCACGAUGGCAAAGUGCACCUGGCGCGCUUCGUCCUGGAUGCGCUGGACAACCGCAUAAUCAACUCCAAGACGGAAAAUGGCCGUACCCCUUUAAUGUUCGCCGUUUGCCUGCAGGACCCCGGGGGUAGGGCCAAGUUUACCCGCCUGCUGCUGGAAAAAGGGGCCGGCGUGAAUUGCCAGGAUGAGCACGGGCGUACCUCCUUGAGCCUGGCCUGUGAGCUGGGCCAUCUGGACGUGGUCAAACUCCUGGUGCAGUUCAACGCGGACCCUGAUGUAUCUGAUGCCUGGGGGAACAGCGCACUGAUGUACGCAGCCUACACCGGCCAUAGCCACGUGUUGGAUUUCCUGGUCAGGGCUUUCAAAAGAAUGGGCCUGAGACUGGACCGCACCAAUCAGGCUGGCCACUCUGCCAUCCAGGUGGCCAACUUCUUUGGGCAUGACCACUGUGUCCAGGCACUGAACUCUGGGAGGAGGGGGGUAGUGUCGGAUGACCCACUAGGGGAGGUCGGAUUUGCGAUGGAGACCGGGACAGAGCGGCAGCAGCCCAACAAGCUCCCCAGGCAGGUUCUGGAGAGGUUCUCUAAACAGUUCCAGAGUCAGGAUGAAGACCAUCUGCCUGGCGUGUUCCAGAGACAGCUGAGGGUCGGGGACAGUAACAAACUGUGGGCGCGCAUCAGAUGCCAGAAUCAGUCUCUAGAUAGAAAUCACCUUGAGCGGGCCCUGUCAGAAGAAGAACAGGAUGACAUAUUCACUCCCAAACAGAUACAGAACCAUAAGCUACGGGACAUGGGGGGGGUUAAAACACUGAGCCAUCACCCAUCGCCAUGCCAGAAAGAUGUCAACAGGCACAGAGGAAUGAAACAGGAGGAGCCAGAGAGUAUUCCACUCUGGGACAAAGCAAAGCCAUUUAACCUGGACCUCCUUAGCUGCAGAAAGCAGUCCUACCAGGGUGAUGUGUGUGACAUGAGCCUAUCAGGCAGGAAAUUAAAGAGAGCCUCGCUGCAGGACGAGAGAUCCCUGAUAGCAAAGAUUGAAUGUCAAAAGAGCACCUGGGAGGUGACAAACGACACUGACAAAUCCGUCACGGCACCAAAAGCACUUUUAAUCGGUAUAAAUAAAUCUCAGAGAGCACCCGAGGAUUCCAUCAGGGCGCCAAAAAAUGAUAAUAAUGACGUCGAUCAAACAAGCAGGAGAGGGAGUCAGAAGCGUGGCAGCCUCCCACCGAACGGGCGACUCAACAAACUCCUCUUCCACAGAGCAGAGAUGGAGCCGGAGAAGAUUCCUGUCCGUCCACCGGGGUUCACCGGGCUGGGGACCAGAUUACUGCGGCGAUUCACUGCCCCCGAGUUCAUGAGACUGGUAAUUGACUGUUCCUCCGGUUCCUCACAGGGCAGAGGGAGGAUGUCCCGGUCCGAGACUUUUCCCUUUUCACACACGCACCAGAGAGUUAACAGUCAGCCAAGCGUGGACAGCAUUAGCGGGGUGAAGUGUGAAUUUGAGAGCACUUCCCAAGUUGUCUCCCUGGAGUAACAGGGAAACCAAUUGUUCAAUUUGAAGAAUUAGGAGAAGUCGAUUUGAUAAAGCACUUUAGAUUCCACAUGUUCAAGCAGUGUGGUACAUUAUCUCCUUUAUUCUUAGAUUGUAAAAUAACGAUAAUCCUAUAGCUCUAUCGUGUUUCUUCAGUCUAAUGAACAUAGUCCAUUGCUUUGUCUGUCGAUUCAGUCAUGUGCUAUAUGCGUCAAUCGUAAUGAUGGCAGUGUCGAUUUUAUUUGUCAAAAAUAAUGUUAUAUUAUACUAUUAUACUAUGGAAUAUGUAGUCUAUAUUCUAGGUAAGCCUGUCAUGUAUAAUUAUUUACAAUGAAUCAUGAUGUUAAUAUGCACAAGCUAUGCUAUGUGACUUGUCAUAUAUUUAUUAAAAUAUAAAAA
This is a messenger RNA of Oncorhynchus nerka (sockeye salmon), 2077 nucleotides long. RefSeq lists its product as uncharacterized. Gene Ontology annotation, molecular function: cyclin-dependent protein serine/threonine kinase inhibitor activity; protein kinase binding. The transcript has a single exon. The record is from RefSeq and is a predicted model, not a curated record. Gene Ontology annotation, cellular component: nucleus; cytoplasm. Bases 92 to 1681 code for a protein of 529 amino acids. NCBI's taxonomy places the organism in Eukaryota, Metazoa, Chordata, Actinopteri, Salmoniformes, Salmonidae. Gene Ontology annotation, biological process: negative regulation of cell population proliferation; regulation of cyclin-dependent protein serine/threonine kinase activity; regulation of G1/S transition of mitotic cell cycle.